AAAUAAAUAUCUGAUAAUUAGAAUCCUACUGCUUACUAUUUAUCAAAUUUUACAUGCCAGAUUCUUCACUUGGCAAAUAAACAAAUUUUUGUACGAACCAUACGCCCUGCCAGACGAAAAUGAACAGUAAACUAUUUGGAUUUUUAUUGUUUGGAUUUUUUGCUGGUUGUCUAUCGUUACUUCACAGACCAAUAACUGUCCGACCAGAUUGGCUACCUCCACCAUUUCGACCACUGCCCUCCGCGAACAGGAUAAAAAGAAGUGCCCAGUGUUACGGUGAUCUUGGAUGCUUCACCAACACAUAUCCAUACAACAACUCAGGAGAUGCACUGCCUCUGAACCCACGAUUUAUCAGAACACGAUUCCUACUCUAUACCAGUAUAAAUGAUAGGUUUCCGAGAAUCAUCAGCAGAACAGCAUCGGAUCAACUAAGUAGAAGUAGAUACAACAGCAACUUACCUACAAAGUUUAUCAUCCAUGGGUUUGAGCAAUAUGGAAUGGUUAGUUGGACAGGACAAAUGACCAGACAGUUUAUUCUGAAGGAACCAACAAAUGUGGUGGUAGUCGACUGGGGACAUGGAUCUGGAUGGCCAUACACACAGGCAGUAGCCAAUACCAGAGUUGUUGGUGCUGAAGUUGCCAAGAUGAUCGAGUUCCUUAUUGAGGAAACAGGUGGUGAUGUCUCCAAAUUUCAUUUGAUUGGCCAUAGUCUAGGCGCACACGUGGCUGGGUAUGCCGGGGAGCUCGUAACAGGUCUUGGAAGGAUAACUGGAUUAGACCCAGCAGAACCUAAUUACAAGGGUACUGAUGUGAGAGUUCGACUUGAUCCUGGAGAUGCAAACUUUGUCGACGUUGUGCAUACAGACGGUUCACCUUUUGAUGAAAUAUCAGGCUAUGGGCUGAUAGAUCCUGUUGGCCAUAUUGAUUUUUAUCCAAAUGGAGGCAAGAACCAACCAGGUUGUACCAAAGGAAGUUGGAUUAACUUGUUCAGUCAUUCGUACAGCCGUGGAAUAUCUGGCACUGAAAGCAGUAUUUCUUGUAGUCACAGCAGAUCUAUAGCACUGUUUACAGAAUCUAUCAAUGGCGACUGUCGAUUUAGGGCUUUUCCAUGUGAUAGUUUUAACAGUUUUAAAAACGGACAGUGCAUGGCGUGUGGGGCUGACACCCCUUGUCCAAUAAUGGGAAUAAAUGCAGAUAAAUACGAGAAUACUGACAGGAAACCAAGAGGAAAGUUUUAUCUUGCAACAGGAAAGUCUGAUCCUUACUGUGGGUAUAUGUACGGCAUAGCAGUGCACGUAAGUUCUGACAUGCAACCGACUGAAGGCAUACUAGAUCUGACGUUUACAGGAGAUGGCGGUCAAAUUGCCAAUCACACUGUAUACAGAGCGGAGUAUAGAGCAGGACAUAUGUACAGCGAGUUGUUGGUAUCACCAAACCAUCUAUCUACACUCAGCACCCUUACUAUAGAGUUUCUCGAAAAGAGUGAAGUCUGGUCAUGGUUAUGGACGGGCAAAAUUAAGAUUGACAAAAUAGAAGUGACAGAUGGACUAACAGACGAAAUAACAAAUUUUUGUGGAAACGAUGUGAUCAUUAGCUCUGGAGGCCGUGUAGUACUGACGGGUUCAUCCUCACCCUGUUAAAAAAUGUUAUUGAAGUAUUUUAAGGAGCAAGCAUAUAUAUUCAUUACUAUUUACAAUAUAGGGACUGCAAACUUAAUCGACUAGCAUGUAUAUUCAUGUUGCAAUUGUGUUUUUAAUUUGUGAGAAGAUUUUCCAGUAUCACACGAAAUUCAUAAUACAUGUAAUAAAACAUAUUUGACACCAUU
This is a messenger RNA of Mytilus trossulus (common blue mussel), 1825 nucleotides long. RefSeq names its product pancreatic lipase-related protein 2-like. Gene Ontology annotation, molecular function: protein binding; triacylglycerol lipase activity. The transcript is spliced from 8 exons. The record is from RefSeq and is a predicted model, not a curated record. Lineage: Eukaryota; Metazoa; Mollusca; Bivalvia; Mytilida; Mytilidae. Gene Ontology annotation, biological process: lipid catabolic process. The coding region runs from base 120 to 1640 and encodes 506 amino acids.